AUGUACACAUUUUUCUGUCUGGAGAGGAGCGCGCAUAGACAGUGCUUGAGGGCGCUGUCUGUGUCUUUGUCUGUUGUUUACUGCGAGCGUCUCCCUAUCGGGACGCUCCGUUCUCGUUUGACACUCUUCCUGAGGGAAGAGCUGUCUGCAUCUGUGCCUGGUGAUUCUGGCUCGUUUGUGCUGAGUACGCACAGUACGCACAGUGUGUACAGCCACAGGACAGCUGCAGGCGCCACUGUUAGAGAGUUCAAGAGCGAGUUUGCCGAAGAGGAUAAGAAGAAUGCACGUGUUGGGACAGUGAUUGGAAUAGACCUCGGGACAACCUACUCCUGUGUUGGAGUGUUCAAGAACGGCCGUGUUGAGAUCAUCGCCAAUGACCAGGGAAACCGCAUCACUCCAUCAUAUGUGGCUUUCACUGCUGAUGGAGAGCGUCUCAUUGGAGACGCUGCGAAGAACCAGCUGACCUCCAACCCUGAGAACACCGUCUUUAAUACCAAGCGUUUGAUCGGCCGCACAUGGGGUGACUCCUCCAUGCAGCAGGACAUUAAAUACUUUCCCUUUAAGGUAACUGAGAAGAACAACAAGCCUCACAUCCAGCUGAAUAUUGGAUCAGGCCAAAUGAAGACUUUUGCCCCUGAGGAAAUCUCUGCAAUGAUUCUGACUAAAAUGAAGGAAACUGCAGAGGCUUACCUGGGACAGAAGGUCACACAUGCUGUGGUCACUGUGCCCGCUUAUUUCAGCGAUGCCCAGCGCCAGGCCACCAAAGACGCAGGAACCAUCGCUGGUCUGAACAUCAUGAGGAUCAUCAACGAGCCAACUGCUGCCGCCAUUGCUUAUGGUCUGGACAAGAAGGACGGUGAGAUGAACAUCCUGGUGCUCGAUCUGGGCGGCGGCACCUUUGACGUGUCCCUGCUGAACAUCGACAAUGGUGUGUUCAAGGUGGUGGCCACCAACGGAGACACUCACCUGGGUGGGAUAGAUUUCGACCAGCGCAUCAUGGAGCACUUCAUCGAGCUGUACAAGAAGAAAACUGGGAAGGACGUGCGCAAGAACAACCGUGCCGUGCAGAAGCUGCGUCGUGAGGUGGAGAGGGCUAAGAGUGCCCUGUCCGACCAGCACCAGGUCCAAAUCGAGAUUGAAUCCUUCUUCAAGGGCGAAGACUUCUCUGAAACUCUGACCCGCGCCAAGUUUGAGGAGCUCAACAUGGAUUUGUUCCACUCCACCAUGAAACCAGUGCAGAAGGUUCUGGAAGAUUCUGGCCUAAAGAAGUCUGACAUCGAUGAGAUUGUCUUGGUCGGUGGCUCCACUCGAAUCCCCAAGAUCCAGCAGCUGGUGAAAGAGUUCUUCAACGGCAAAGAGCCUUCCAGAGGAAUCAACCCCAUAGAGGCCGUGGCAUACGGAGCCGCCGUUCAUGCCGGAGUUCUGUCAAGACAAUACACCGGUGACCUGGUGCUUCUGGACGUGUGCCCUUUGACCCUGGGUAUUGAGACCGCUGGAGGAGUGAUGACCCAGCUUAUUCCCAGAAACACUGUUGUGCCCACCAAGAAUUACAAGAUGUUCUCCACCGCUUCUGACAACCAGCCAACCGUGACCAUCAAAGUUUAUGAAGGUGAGCAUCCCCUGACCAAGGAUAACCUCCUUCUGGGAACCUUUGACCUGACCGGCAUCCCUCCCGCACCCCGCGGCGUCCCUCAGAUCAGGGUGGCAUUCAGCAUCAAUGCGAACUCCAUACUCCAUGUCACAGCCGAGGACGUAAGCACAGGGAAAAAGAACAAGAUCACCAUCAACAAUGACCGUAAACGCUCGACACCCAAAGACAUUGAGCGCAUGGUGAACGAAGCUAAGCACUUCGCAAACAAGGACAAGAAUCUGAAGGAGCGCAUUGAAGCCCGCAACGAGCUGGAGAGCUACGCCUACUCUCUGAAGAACCAGAUCAGUGACAAGAAGCAGCUCGGCGGCAAACUGUCAUCUGAAGAUAAAGAAGCCAUCGAGAAGGCAGUGAAGAGAAAGAUCAAGUGGUUGGAGUCUCAUCAGGAAGCAGAACUCAAAGACAUCCAGGCCAAGAAGAAGGAGCUGGAGGAGGUCAUGCAGCCCAUCGUGAGCAAGCUGUAUGGCAGCGUGGGUGGCCUGCCACCAGAAGAGGGCGACGAGCAGGGCGAAAAGGACGAGUUGUAGAUCGUUCAGUUACGUUGACGCCCUCGCCUCUCUAGAAGUGGCAUUGGUGUACAUAUUGAACAUUUCAACCGUGAAGCCACGAAUCUCUUCGGGAAAGACUU
Messenger RNA from Megalobrama amblycephala (Wuchang bream), 2276 nucleotides. RefSeq names its product endoplasmic reticulum chaperone BiP-like. Bases 1 to 2175 code for a protein of 724 amino acids. Gene Ontology annotation, biological process: cellular response to unfolded protein; protein refolding; endoplasmic reticulum unfolded protein response. Gene Ontology annotation, molecular function: ATP binding; ATP hydrolysis activity; ATP-dependent protein folding chaperone. The record is from RefSeq and is a predicted model, not a curated record. Lineage: Eukaryota; Metazoa; Chordata; Actinopteri; Cypriniformes; Xenocyprididae. Gene Ontology annotation, cellular component: endoplasmic reticulum lumen; cytoplasm; endoplasmic reticulum chaperone complex. The transcript is spliced from 9 exons.